UCGCCCUCGUACUAUUUCGCUUCUCCUCUCCUCUCCUCCCUUCCGUCGCCUUGCGCUUCCUUUCUCUUCCUCCAAGUAAACUCGCCUUCCGCCGCGCCGCCGUUUCGCACCCAUGCCGACCGUAAGCGUGAAAUGGCAAAAGGAGACCUUCCCAGGCAUAGAGAUUGACACUAGCCAGCCUCCUAUUGUCUUUAAGAGCCAGCUAUACACUCUGACUGGUGUCCCACCUGAAAGGCAAAAAAUUAUGGUGAAGGGUGGAAUAUUGAAGGAUGACGCGGAUUGGUCUACGUUGGGAGUGAAAGAUGGUCAAAAAUUGAUGAUGAUAGGUACAGCUGAUGAGAUUGUGAAAGCUCCAGAGAAAGGCCCAGUCUUUGUAGAGGAUCUACCAGAAGAAGAGCAAGUGGUUGCACUGGGGCACAGUGCUGGUCUUUAUAACUUGGGGAAUACAUGUUACAUGAAUUCCACUUUGCAAUGCCUGCAUUCUGUUCCAGAGCUGAAGUCGGCUUUAUUGAGUUAUUCAGAUAGUGUGAGGGGUAAUGGUGUUGACCAAGCCUCUCAUAAUUUGACUGUUGCAACUCGUAAUACUUUUGGAGAACUCGAUCAAAGUGUUCGGCCAGUUGCACCUCUACUCUUCUUGCAGACACUGCGGAAAAAGUAUCCCCAGUUUGCACAACAACAAAAUAAUGUUUACAUGCAACAGGAUGCAGAAGAAUGCUGGACCCAGUUAGUGUAUACACUUACUCAAACUCUUACAUCAGAAGCAAGUGAACCUCCUGCUGGUCCGAUGAAGGAACUUUUUGGGAUUGAUCUCGUGAGCAGGGUCCAUUGUGCAGAGAGUGGUGAAGAGAGUUUAGAGAGAGAAUCUGUUUAUUCUUUGAAAUGCCAUAUAUCUCAUGAUGUAAACCACCUUCAUGAAGGACUUAAGCAUGGUUUGAAGUCGGAACUUGAGAAGGCUUCACCUUCACUGGGCCGCACUGCUCUUUAUACAAGAGAAUCAAGAAUUGAUGAGUUGCCUAGGUACUUGACUGUGCAGUUUGUUCGUUUCUUUUGGAAAAGAGAAUCAAACCAGAAGGCGAAGAUUUUACGGAAAGUGGAUUACCCCCUGGAAUUGGAUGUUUAUGACUUCUGUUCAGAUGAACUGAAACAAAAACUCCAGGCUCCCCGACAGAUGCUGAGAGAUGUAGAAAAUGCUAAAUUUGGAUUAAAAGUACAGGGAAAGGCCAGCAGCUCAACAGAAAAUGAGGGUUCGUCAAGUAAUGCUGGGGAAUCAUCCGGCAUGGACAUUGACAAAGCUGAUUCUUCUGUGCCAAAGAAACAAUUGACUGGCAUCUAUGAUUUAAUUGCUGUUUUGACGCACAAAGGGCGAAGUGCAGACUCAGGCCAUUAUGUUGGCUGGGUUAAGCAAGACGACGGGAAAUGGAUUGAAUUUGAUGACGACAACCCAAGCAUACGCAAGGAGGAAGAGAUUUUGAAGUUAUCUGGUGGAGGUGACUGGCACAUGGCUUACAUUUGUCUGUACAAAGCGCGUGUUAUCUGAAUUUGGGAGUGCCGGAGAGGCUGACGGGCUGAUUUGUUCUACAUUUCUCAAGUUGCCGGUAGUUUGCUUGGCUUUUGUGAUGCAUGAGCGAACGUGUUGUUGAAUUUUCAAGUUUGGUUCAAACUGAGAAGCAAGCAUGCGACUUGCGUUGCUGCUGGUGUUCGGGUUGGAGUUCGUCAGGCGUGUAUUUUCAGAUGCUCAACUAGAAUAUUUUACAGUAGUAAACAAAUAUAUACUACAAAGAAACUGAGCGAAAAAUAUAAUUUAUUUAUCUCAUUAAACGUGUCUGUUCUCGUGGAGGAGUAACUUGU
Oryza brachyantha (malo sina) is the source of this 1848-nucleotide messenger RNA. RefSeq names its product ubiquitin carboxyl-terminal hydrolase 6. Lineage: Eukaryota; Viridiplantae; Streptophyta; Magnoliopsida; Poales; Poaceae. The transcript is spliced from 18 exons. Gene Ontology annotation, molecular function: cysteine-type deubiquitinase activity; proteasome binding; protein binding. Gene Ontology annotation, biological process: proteasome-mediated ubiquitin-dependent protein catabolic process; regulation of proteasomal protein catabolic process; protein deubiquitination. The record is from RefSeq and is a predicted model, not a curated record. Bases 113 to 1537 code for a protein of 474 amino acids.